This is a messenger RNA of Scleropages formosus (Asian bonytongue), 3524 nucleotides long. RefSeq names its product glutamine-fructose-6-phosphate transaminase 2 (gene gfpt2). The coding region runs from base 304 to 2439 and encodes 711 amino acids. Gene Ontology annotation, biological process: UDP-N-acetylglucosamine metabolic process; carbohydrate derivative biosynthetic process; fructose 6-phosphate metabolic process. The record is from RefSeq and is a predicted model, not a curated record. NCBI's taxonomy places the organism in Eukaryota, Metazoa, Chordata, Actinopteri, Osteoglossiformes, Osteoglossidae. Gene Ontology annotation, molecular function: L-glutamine:D-fructose-6-phosphate transaminase (isomerizing) activity; carbohydrate derivative binding. The transcript is spliced from 20 exons.
GCCUUGCUUCGCGCCACCCGAUUGGUGCAAAGAACUUUCUUCUACCGAAGGCCGCGCAGAGGUGUGUGGCGUCGCGCGGAUGGCUCGCGGGAGGCGCGGCCAGCCGUUGCCAAGGGGACAGGGGACAGGGGUGGAGCGGCUCCCGGCGGAACACGCUUUUAAAUAAGCGGCUGGAUUCGAAGUGUCUCGAGCACUCGGACGGGGUAUCGCGGCACCUGGAAGAAGCGCUCCGAAGAGCUUUUCCUGUCUGAGGAGAAAAGGGUCGCGUUUCGAGGAAAAAAAGUUGUCGAAAGUCGCUCAACAAUGUGCGGGAUUUUUGCGUAUCUGAAUUACCGUGUGCCAAGGACAAGGAGGGAGAUAUGCGAGACACUAAUAAAGGGGCUGCAGAGGCUCGAGUACAGAGGGUACGAUUCAGCAGGUGUUGCUGUGGAUGGUCACAGCAAAGAUUUGAAAGAUGACAACAAUAACAUCUGCCUUAUUAAGAAGAAGGGCAAAGUUAAGGCCCUAGAUGAAGAACUGUACAAAAAAGAUACAUUCAGUAUGGAUGAGGAGAUGGACAUCCACUUUGGUAUUGCUCACACCCGUUGGGCGACCCAUGGUGAGCCCAGUGCCGUCAACAGCCACCCACAACGCUCCGACAAGAAUAACGAGUUUGUAGUCAUACACAAUGGCAUCAUUACCAACUACAAGGAGCUCAAGAAGUACCUGAAUUCCCAGGGCUACGAGUUUGAAUCAGAGACAGACACAGAAGUCAUUCCCAAGCUUAUCAAGUACCUGUAUGACAACCGUGAGAGUGAGGAUGUAUCCUUCUCCAUGCUUGUGGAGCGAGUCAUUCAACAGCUGGAAGGUGCCUUUGCUCUGGUUUUUAAAAGUCGUCAUUUUCCAGGCGAAGCAGUUGCCACCAGGCGAGGGAGUCCUCUGCUCAUUGGUGUGCGGAGUAAAUAUGAGCUGUCUACAGAUCAAAUUCCCAUCCAGUAUAAUUCCGCCCCUCACCACCCUGUCCUGCAAGAUGGUGCUGCGAAAGCUCCCUCAGCCCCUGAGAGCCAGAGUGAGAGCGAGCCCCAAGGACACUUUAACGAAGGCAUUCAACAGAGGAACAGCCGCAACCGGUCUGACAGCUCCAGUGCCCUGCACUCAGUGGGGGAUGGAAAGGCUGUCGAGUACUACUUUGCCUCUGAUGCCAGCGCCAUCAUCGAGCACACCAACAAGGUGAUCUACUUGGAAGAUGACGACAUUGCAGCCGUGGCCGAGGGCAAGCUGUCACUGCACCGCAUGCGGCGGCAAGCCGGCGAGGACCCGGUGCGUGCAGUGCAGACCCUGCAGAUGGAGCUGCAGCAGAUCAUGAAAGGUAACUUUGAGUCUUUCAUGCAAAAGGAGAUCUUUGAGCAGCCCGAGUCGGUCGUCAACACCAUGAGGGGCAGAAUCUGCUUUGACAACAACAUAGUGAUCCUUGGUGGGCUCAAGGACCACCUAAAGGAGAUCAAGCGCUGCCGGCGCCUUAUCAUGAUUGGCUGCGGGACGAGUUUCCAUGCUGCAGUGGCGACUCGUCAGAUCCUGGAGGAACUGACAGAACUGCCAGUGAUGGUGGAGCUGGCCAGCGACUUCCUGGAUCGGAACACACCUGUGUUCAGGGACGAUGUCUGCUUCUUCAUCAGCCAGUCAGGAGAGACUGCUGACUCUCUAAUGGCACUGAGAUACUGUAAGGAACGAGGAGCAUUGACUGUGGGAAUAACCAACACUGUGGGCAGCUCCAUCUCGCGUGACACAGACUGUGGGGUCCACAUCAAUGCAGGACCUGAGAUUGGUGUGGCCAGCACCAAGGCAUACACAAGCCAGUUUGUGGCACUCAUUAUGUUCGGACUGAUGAUGAGCGAGGACAGAAUCUCUAUGCAAAAGAAGAGACUGGAGAUCAUCAAUGGCCUCAAGGACUUGCCAGAUCUGAUCAAGAAGGUCCUGACAUUGGAUAAGAAGAUCAAGAGCAUUGCAGAUGAGCUUUACCAGCAGAGGUCCCUGUUGGUCAUGGGCCGUGGUUUCAAUUACGCCACCUGCCUGGAGGGGGCACUGAAAAUCAAGGAGAUCACAUACAUGCACUCUGAGGGCAUCCUUGCAGGAGAACUGAAGCACGGCCCGCUGGCACUGAUCGACAAGCACAUGCCAGUCAUUAUGAUCAUCAUGAGAGACCCCUGUUACAGCAAGUGUCACAAUGCCUUGCAGCAGGUCACAGCGAGACAGGGGCGGCCCAUCAUCAUCUGCUGCGAGGAUGACCCAGAGAUCAUGAAGAGUGCGUACAAGACAAUCGAGCUGCCACAUACAGUGGACUGCCUCCAGGGCAUCCUCAGUGUCAUCCCUCUACAGCUCCUGUCCUUCCACCUGGCCGUACUGCGCGGCUAUGAUGUGGAUUGCCCCAGGAACCUUGCCAAAUCUGUAACAGUGGAGUAGAUUUGGAGAGGAAAUGGCAGGCAGGUGAAGUGUUGAAUAAGGAAGAGGCCUGCAAGUCAUAGUGCAAUUUGGUGUGUGUGAGUGUGGUGGUGCCUGAGUGAAUGUGUUUGUGUGUUGGUGCCAUGGAACUGGAAUAGAAGAGUGAAUUACUGUGCACAUGGGAUGGCCUGGACAUUUGACAAUCAGUGCAUCUUCAUCCAUCCUCUAGAGAUAAGUGAAGGAAAUUGAGCACUUUUUUUAAACAUUUGUGCUACAUACCAAAACCGCACUCGUCCUUAUACAUAAACCGAGGGAUGGGACUAAAAUGUAACAUUUACUUGUCAGGCUUGGUACACUGAAGUGUUUAAUACUGUGCAAUAUUUAUAACUGGAGUGACCCAAAAGCUCAAGAGGACAGGCCAGAGAGAUUUCCUUUGGAAAUGGCAGCCCACAUCAAGCCUUUUUGUGGUUGUUCAGAACUCCCUGGAAUCCAGAGUCCUGGAAUCCAGAGUCCAAUAAAGUGAGCUGUUCUCUUUAGCAGAACAACAAACCAAAUACAAGGUCUUUAAUAAAGCCAAGACAUCACAGAGACAGUGCUGUUCUACAGAAAUCUGAUGAAAUCACAGGCAUUUUCCCUGUAAAUAAUUUGCCAUCCCUAUGCUAUACAUUUUCUGCACUUUUGCAGUUUUGCUGUGUUUUAAUAGAGGUUCAGAGUUCCAAAAUCCUGCUUACUUUAGAGAAAAAAAUUACAUUCCUCAAAUAUAAAUGAUCUGUUUCACACUGGCAAGAAUCCAAAUGUCUUCAGCUCCAAAAUGCCCAUUCUAGAUUUCUAAGUUUUCAUUGUCAUGUUCUACAUUAUUUAUGGCUUCAUAUAAAGGAAAGGUGUGUGUUUUAUUAGCCUUGAAUAAUUUUGUAUUAUCUGCCAAAGUAUUUGUUAAUUUCUCUUUUUUUUCCUUUGUCUUGAAGAUUUUUGUACCUAACUGUGAGCAGUAUCUGGACUAUUUAAAUACAGGAAGAUCACUUGCCAGAAUGAAGAUUAUAUUUUAUGUAUCUUAUAGUAACUGGUGAAUUUAUAAGUCUGUGAAUGUAAACUAAUUUUUACAAAUA